CCGGACGACGGGCAGGCGGCGCCGGCGAGGCCCGUGAGAUGCACGCACCACCCACCUGCAGGAAUUAAAGCUGGACUCCCCUUCAGGACAGACCUGCAAUUCCUGGUGUGAUGAGAGAGGGGGAUUUGCUGUCCUGAAGUCACUAAGCUUGGGCCCUGGUCCCUCUUCAUGAGAGACUAGAGAGAUGGAAGCCUUAGAAGCCGGGACUAAAAAGAGGGUCCUCCCCACAUGGAUGACAGCCCAGGUGGCUGAAAAGAGGACUACACAGGUGAAGACCCCCAAGAGGAGGAGAACGGCAGUGGUGCCGGCGGCCGCAGCAAGACUUCCUGCCACGAGGACUGUGUACUGCAUGAAUGAGGCUGAGAUCGUGGACGUUGCUCUGGGGAUCCUGAUUGAGCAGGACCGAAAACAGGAAAAGCCCUCGGAGCGGCCGCCUCUGGCAGGAGCUGAUAAGCCAGAGCUCUCCCCCGCCAGCUCAGCUGAGGACAGAAGUGAGGACGGGGACAGUGGGGACAUUGGCCCUCCCCCGGGUUCCCCUCCUCCAGGGCCUGCGAGUUCUGACCCGGCCUGCAGCGGAAGCCCCGGGGAGGAUCAAGACGCGUUAAAGUACGUCAGGGAGAUAUUUUUCAGCUAAGGGAUAGACUUCCCAGCACUUCCUGCUCCGAGCGGCUGAAGGAAGCCAGGUUUCCCCUCUUGGCCGGGAGUGGUAGUGGGGCUGCCCUCAAACUGUGGUGUCUGCUCCCAGCUCCGCACCGCCCUGAGCCAGGCAGGUUCACCUUGGAGCAGGAGUGCCUAGAUGCUCCAGGCCUUGGGAAUUGAGGAAUCAAAAUGAGCUCCCAUUAGAAUUCCUCCCUGCACUGUGCCCUCUCCCUGCUCAGAGUGUCUGGAAUCCCAACAGUUGUUUUAUUCAGUUACCUGGUUCCAGGGAAAUGAGGUCAUAGUGGUCAAACUUAACUGGAACUGAAGAGUCAACUUAAUUUUCAAAGAAAAACAAGUAUGGCUGCUAAGGACACUGGAAUUCUGUGAUUUAGUCUCCCUAAGGAGGAAGCCUGUUUAAAAAUAGCUUCCAUCACGAGGCAGUCAGUCAGUCUGUGAGCCCUCGCUCGUCCAGCCCUGAAGGCAGACAUCCUGCCACAGUGUGGGUCUCCGCUUGGGAGCCUGAGGCUCAGUGCACAGAUUGGGAAGCCUCCUGACCAAUCAAAGCUGCUACCUUUCUUCCACUUGGUGGCCUCGGCCUUGGUCCGGAGGCAGUUGGAAAGCAAGAGUGGGACAGGAGCCCAAAGGAGAUGCUAAGGACAAGACAUCACACCGGAGUCCAUGUUUCUGUCUCUGUAUUCAGUGUGGCUUUUGACAGGCAUAGAGUGAGGUGAUCACUUGCUGUACGGGUUUUCCUGUAUGUGGAUGCUGAAAAAUACACACAGUUACCUGGUA
This is a messenger RNA of Vicugna pacos (alpaca), 1431 nucleotides long. It is a transcript of the gene CYREN, whose product is annotated as cell cycle regulator of NHEJ. Gene Ontology annotation, biological process: negative regulation of double-strand break repair via nonhomologous end joining; double-strand break repair via nonhomologous end joining. Lineage: Eukaryota; Metazoa; Chordata; Mammalia; Artiodactyla; Camelidae. The record is from RefSeq and is a predicted model, not a curated record. Gene Ontology annotation, cellular component: nucleus; cytoplasm.